AUGUUUUGGAAACACGAAAAUGCAACAGAAGUAAUUUCUGUAAUUCUAAAAGAUUAUUUUGAUUGUAUUUUACAUAUAGAUUAUCCAUCUUCUUUGGCCAGUUUGGAAGUUACAUUUUCCCCGACUCUAGGUGUCAUAAAACUUGAAUCCUAUCAGAUUGACUUUUAUACCGAUCUUUUUGACUACUACCAAGCUAAAAAGGACAGUAUCAGUAACCCAAAUCCAAAUAUUACAUUCAGUGUUCAGAAUAAUGGUGCGGUAUAUAACAUGACAUAUCAUGACUUAGAUCUCGACUUCUAUAAUAGUUCUAGUCCUUAUUAUAAGGGAGCUGGAUAUAAAUCAGAUUCAUAUCUAGCUGAAGCUGAUAAUUCACAUUUGUUAUAUAGUUUAUCAUCAUCCCACUCUUAUGACUUUGAUCAAUUUAUUGACUUAAUUGCAGACUCUUUCAGGUACCGUAUGAAUAUAACCGAUAAGCCUGAAUUUCCUAUUACGUUCAUAGCUUCCUGUAGUGGUGCGAUAAGUGAUUGUGCAAAAUGGGCAAAUGGUAUUGGUUAUGGAUCAAUCUAUGAUUAUACAUAUGAUGAAGAAGAUCAGGACUAUGAAAACUAUGAAAACUAUGAAAACUAUGAUAACUAUACCUGUGUUUCUCAAAACCGGAUUGAAGAAUGGCCUGAAGAAUACAAAAUUCAAGUCAGAAAGUUUAUUGAAACUCAGUUAUCACAUUUCAAUACUUAUACUAAGGGGUGGUUCUUCUGGAACUGGAAAACUGAAAGUGCACCAGAAUGGGAUUAUCAGAAGUUAAGGGAAUACGAUUUAUUCCUACAUCCAUUUGACAAUUUUACAUAUUACAAAUCUAAUGGUGAUUUAAAAUUGUCUGAUUCUGAUAACGAGACUUCAACAUCCUCUGUCGAAACGUCGUUUGGUCUCUCCUCGAGCAGUCGUAGUAGUGUCGCAAGUUCAGAAAGAGCCACUACUUCAAAACCAUCAAAAGAGAGUGCUAGUUUAAGUACCUCUAUACAAGCCAGUAAGACUAGCUCAACAAUCUCGACUCAUGUCAGUCAAAGUACCUCCAUCAGUUCAACCCAUUCCAACAGCACUGUUUCUUCACACAAGAAUGGGUCAUAUACCAUUAAGAGUCAUAGUACCUUCGCUUCGAUCUUUGUUUGGAGUUUAACACUGAUGUGCUUUGCUUACAGUACUGGGUUUCUUGUUUAA
This is a messenger RNA of Vanderwaltozyma polyspora DSM 70294, 1215 nucleotides long. Its product is annotated as exoglucanase repeat family protein. The transcript has a single exon. Bases 1 to 1215 code for a protein of 404 amino acids. NCBI's taxonomy places the organism in Eukaryota, Fungi, Ascomycota, Saccharomycetes, Saccharomycetales, Saccharomycetaceae. The record is from RefSeq and is a predicted model, not a curated record.